Molecule: messenger RNA, 767 nt
Organism: Strongylus vulgaris
Lineage: Eukaryota; Metazoa; Nematoda; Chromadorea; Rhabditida; Strongylidae
Source: the annotation of a GenBank genome assembly
AUGUGCGUCCGUUGUCUAUGUCGAGUUAGUGUUGUUGCCGUCGUGAUAUUCUGCUUAUGGUACGCAAUAACCAACUAUGGUGCAAUUCCAAAACAACAGCAGUGCGAUAACUUGCCCUCCAGGUUAUAUGUUCAUCCGAUCUAUCCAGCUGAGUCAACGCCAAUAGUGCGCCGCGACCCGCGACCGGCCUAUGCACCACGAAUACGUAUACUGCCGCAUUCAUUAUGUGAAUCGAACAUUUCUGUGGUGUUCAUUGUUCAUUCUGACCUGAGGAAUACUGCUCAAAGACAAUUUCAACGGAAGCAACUCGACGAUGCUUGGUUGGAUACGCUACAAGCCAAGCGGAUGUUCGUUAUUGGAAGUGCUGCGCGAGAAACUACAGAAAAUUGUGAGAAAGAAGCUAAAAAAUAUGAUGAUCUUUUACAAGUGGACACCAUAGAGCACUACCACAAUAUUACUUACAAGGCACAAGCCUGGAUACAACUUUUAACAACAUGUCCUCAUCCGCCAAAGUUCAUAAUCAAACUCGACGAUGAUGUGAUGAUAGAUCGAACAGGGGUAGAAUACUUAGUAAAUAGGUACCUAUCCCAUAAAGAGUACACUGACAACGAUCUAGGAACAUAUUGUCAAGGUAUGGCAUAUGUAUUUAGCGCUGAUCAAUUGCUACACAUGCGGGACAAUAUUUCACGGGUACAGUUCUUAUGGGUAAGUUGCUUUCCCCCAAAAAACCCCAUAAAGCUUGCAAGCAUAGUCAUAAAAAUGUAGCA